AUGGCUGUGCGCGCUCAAUUCGAGAACUCGAACGAAGUCGGCGUCUUCUCCCUCCUGACAAACUCCUACGCCAUCGUCGCAGUCGGCGCCUCGGAGAACUUCUACAGUGUCUUCGAAGCCGAACUCCAGGAUGUCAUCCCCAUCUGCCACGCUACUAUCGCCGGGACACGUCUCGUGGGACGGUUAGCCGAUAGAAACAAAAACGGUCUCCUUGUACCGACGACAACAACCGACCAGGAACUGCAGCAUCUGCGCAACACGCUCCCGGACAGCGUUAAGAUCCAACGGAUAGAAGAGCGGCUGUCUGCGCUGGGGAAUGUGAUUUGCUGUAAUGACCAUGUUGCGCUGGUGCAUCCCGAUCUGGAGCGGGAGACUGAGGAGAUUCUCGCCGACGUGCUAGGCGUAGAAGUCUUCCGCCAAACAGUCGCCGACAACGUCCUGACAGGCUCCUACAUGGCCCUGUCGAACCAAGGCGGCAUCGUCCACCCCAAGACUUCCAUCCGCGACCAGGAUGAGCUCUCCUCGCUCCUGCAAGUGCCCCUCGUGGCCGGCAGUGUCAAUCGCGGAUCAUCCGUCGUCGGCGCCGGCAUGGUCGUCAACGACUGGCUGGCGAUCACGGGUCUGGAUACCACGGCCACGGAGCUGAGUGUCAUCGAGAGUGUUUUCCGCCUGGGUGAGAUGGCGCCCGGUGGUGCGGGAGCGGGUGUCAACAAGGAGAGUAUUGUGGAGAGUUUCUAUUAG
This is a messenger RNA of Penicillium lagena, 741 nucleotides long. Its product is annotated as translation initiation factor 6. Bases 1 to 741 code for a protein of 246 amino acids. The transcript has 4 exons. The record is from RefSeq and is a predicted model, not a curated record. Lineage: Eukaryota; Fungi; Ascomycota; Eurotiomycetes; Eurotiales; Aspergillaceae. Gene Ontology annotation, biological process: cytosolic ribosome assembly; assembly of large subunit precursor of preribosome; maturation of LSU-rRNA. Gene Ontology annotation, cellular component: nucleolus; cytosol; preribosome, large subunit precursor. Gene Ontology annotation, molecular function: ribosomal large subunit binding.